Molecule: messenger RNA, 1113 nt
Organism: Durotheca rogersii
Lineage: Eukaryota; Fungi; Ascomycota; Sordariomycetes; Xylariales; Xylariaceae
Product: peptidase family protein
Exons: 7
Coding region: 1-1113 (370 amino acids)
Source: RefSeq, a predicted model, not a curated record
AUGAAGGAUUCUGCAUGUUCUGCUCUCCUCGGCCUCGCAGGCUACGCAAUUAGUGCCCAGUCACAGCGUCCGCUUGGACUACCCAGCGCCCAAUCUGACCUUCUACGCCUGCACAAGUCCCUGGUGGAGAUCGAGUCCAUCAGCAGAAACGAGCAUGACGUCGCGGUUUUCCUAGCCAAGUACCUCCAGCAGCAGGGGCUCAAAACCACCCUACAGCCUAUUCCCGGAUACCCCAAGCGUCUCAACGUCAUAGGCUGGCCCGGUUUGAAGCCGUACCCGACAGCCGCCGGGGUGCUGGUGACAUCGGACAUCGAUACCGUGCCGCCUUUCCUCCCGUACCGGAUCGGCGCACAGGGCACAGACGUCAACGCCUCGACGGCGAUACGUGGCCGCGGCGGGGUGGGUGCCAAGGCGAGCGUGGCGGCCCGGGUGGUCGCUGUCCGAGAGGUCCUGCGGAGUGGCGCCAUCCACAACGGGGACGCGGCCCUCCUCUAUGUCGUAGGCGAGGAGCACGACGCCGCAGUAAUGCGGGCCUUCUCGGGUGCGGUCCAGGCUGCCGUCUUCGGGGAGCCGACGGAGAACAAGCUUGCGUGCGGCCAUAGGGGGCAUGCGGCGUGUACGGUGCGCGCUCAUGGGGUUGCCGGACACUCGGGGUAUCCGCUGUUGGGGGAGAGCGCGAUAGAGGUCCUGGUCAGGGGCCUCGGGGCUAUUAUGGAUGCGGGCUUCGGGAGGAGUGAGGAGUUCGGGAACGCGACUAUCAAUAUCGGCUUGAUCAGUGGUGGCGUGGCGGUGAGUGUGAUCCCAGAGGCGGCGGAGGCGGCGGUGAAUGUCCGCGUUGCGACGGGACCCGAGGAGGGUGGAGACCAGGUGGCUAUUAAGGAGGCCCUGGUUGUCGAGUGCAAGAGGGGACGUGGUGCUGUGUAUGCUGACUUCCUCGUUGCUAACGAGUAUUUCCAGGCUUUGAAAAAAGGUGACUAUAAACGGCAUCUGUAUGGGCCUGAGACCAUCUUGGUGGCGCAUUUAGAUCACGAAGCGCUGACUGUUGGUGAGCUGGAGGAGGGCGUCGAGGGGUUCAAGAAGCGGCGCGAGAGCGGGGUGGAUGAAGAUGAGUAG